UCCCAGAGGCGGGGCCACUCAAAACCCGUGAUUUGUCAGGGAAAUCUGGGCCACCUGCUCCCCACAUGCAAAUGGACCCAAACCCCUGACAGCUGCUCCUUGGGCCUCUAACUCUAAGCCCUGUCUUCCCUCUCUGAGCUUGGCCAAGACAUAUAGCAGCAGCCUGAUCCCUCUGGUUCCAGCCUUCACAACCCCAGCAGGACUCCGUGAGUCAUGGGGGCAAGGAAUGGGCCAGACCCCAGAUGGAAGCCAGGCUGAGGCUGCACCCCACUUCCCACACUCUGUCUACUCAGAGCAGGAGCAGGCCUGUCCAUCCCUAUCUCUGGAUCCCCUGUACCUUUCCCCACCCCCAGGAUCAGACCCAGAGGCAGCUGGUUGGGGUUUGCUGAGAAUAAGGAUUAUCCAGAUCAGUCCCUUCUAAUCUCAGCUCCUGCCUGCACCCUGCCUAUAUUUGCCAGAACCCCUUUUGCCCACAACCCUGAGCUUAGAGACAAAAUCUUGGGGAUUGAUAAUGGGCCACCUCUCUCCCUCAUAUUCUGGCUCCUGGACCAGUUGCUAGGCAGGUCCUGACUGCCACGAUCAUCAGCACUGGUGGGAGACAGGGCCUGGGGUGGGGGUGGGGGUGGCAUUGGAGCUGUGGUUGCUUCUGCUUCUCUGUACUCCUCCCAAACCCCAACCUUUAAUCCUCACAGCUUUGCUCUAAUCCCAUGGGGCCUGAUGCUCUUAUCUCUGCCUACAGGGAGACUGCUCAGGGAAGCGCCCCUUCGACCCCUCUUCCCCCCAGGCCUUGUGGGGGGGCUGCUCCUAUCACCCCACACUCUUGCUCCCACUUACCGCCCCCCUGGUCCCCUGGGCUGGGCCCAAGGCUCUCUGGAAGCCACACACCUCCCUUCCUGCCCUCUCUCCACACUGUUGCCAGCUGAUUUCAUUUGCCUGACGUUGUCCUCAUUGGCCCUACCUUCUCUGUCAGUGCUCCCCCCAACCCCCCCAGAGUUGGGGCCAGGCCAGGCCAGCUCCUCUGGCAGCAGAGCUGGGGCAGGUGACGGGUUGGCGUCGCAGCUGAGGGAGUGAAGAGGUGCCUGGGAACUGGAGCUGGAAACCCAGGAGAGGUGCAGUCAGAGUCCAAGAGCCGGAGCUACACCUCAACCUAUCAGCCAUGGGGGAGAUGGAGCAGCUACGGCAGGAAGCAGAGCAGCUCAAGAAGCAGAUUGCAGAUGCCAGGAAAGCCUGUGCUGACAUUACUCUGGCAGAGCUGGUGUCAGGCCUAGAGGUUGUAGGAAGAGUCCAGAUGCGGACAAGGCGGACGUUAAGGGGACACCUAGCCAAGAUCUAUGCCAUGCACUGGGCCACCGAUUCCAAGCUGCUGGUAAGUGCCUCGCAAGAUGGGAAGCUGAUCGUGUGGGACACCUAUACCACCAAUAAGGUGCAUGCUAUCCCACUGCGCUCCUCUUGGGUCAUGACCUGUGCCUAUGCACCAUCAGGGAACUUUGUGGCAUGCGGGGGGCUGGACAACAUGUGCUCCAUCUACAGCCUCAAAUCCCGUGAGGGUAAUGUCAAGGUCAGCCGGGAGCUGUCUGCUCACACAGGAUAUCUCUCCUGCUGCCGCUUCCUGGAUGACAACAACAUUGUGACCAGCUCUGGGGACACCACUUGUGCUCUGUGGGAUAUCGAGACCGGGCAGCAAAAGACGGUGUUUGUGGGACACACAGGGGAUUGCAUGAGUCUGGCUGUGUCUCCUGACUUCAAACUCUUCAUUUCGGGGGCCUGUGACGCCAGCGCCAAGCUCUGGGAUGUGCGGGAGGGGACCUGCCGGCAGACUUUCACUGGCCAUGAGUCUGACAUCAAUGCUAUCUGUUUUUUCCCCAACGGAGAGGCCAUCUGCACAGGCUCGGACGACGCCUCCUGCCGCCUGUUUGACCUGCGGGCUGACCAGGAGCUGACUGCCUACUCCCACGAGAGCAUCAUCUGUGGCAUCACAUCUGUGGCCUUCUCCCUCAGCGGCCGCCUGCUCUUUGCAGGCUACGACGACUUCAAUUGCAACAUCUGGGACUCCAUGAAGGGCGAGCGUGUGGGCAUCCUCUCUGGCCAUGACAACAGGGUCAGCUGCCUAGGGGUCACAGCUGAUGGGAUGGCUGUGGCCACUGGCUCCUGGGACAGCUUCCUCAAAGUCUGGAACUAAGGAGGCUGGACGAGGGGAGGUAAAAGGCCAUGAAGACACUCAGCUACCCCCUCCCCUCCCCUGCCCAAUUUUUCUUCUGAGGUUUCUUUAUUGUUUUUUUCUAUACCCCAGCUGCCAUUCCCACCCAGCUUUGUCCUUUGAGGGCAGUGGGGAAAAUGGGGAGUAUGCCUUUGGGAGACAGCAUCAGGGACACAGGGCAAAGAAAUGCUCCAUCUCCUCCCAUGGCCUCCCCUCUCCAUGGUCCUGCAGCUUCUCCCUUAAUGAGCAAGGACAACUGAUCCCUCCUCAGCCCUUGGCAGGCCUAGCAGGCUUCCAGUCUGAGGCCCCACGCCCUAGAAUUCCUCCCUGGAGCCACUAACUUUGUCCAGACCUGGGUGGCAGAGGUGUCAGCUUUGUGACUAUGGCUCUGGCAUCACUAGGAUCCUGGCCCCCUUCCUCAUGAUUUUUCUUCUCUCCCUUUAUUUCCCUCCUAAAGGACCUAAAGGACAAUAAAGUGUAGCGCCCUAC
Messenger RNA from Nyctereutes procyonoides (raccoon dog), 2686 nucleotides. RefSeq names its product G protein subunit beta 3 (gene GNB3). Gene Ontology annotation, biological process: G protein-coupled receptor signaling pathway. Gene Ontology annotation, cellular component: heterotrimeric G-protein complex; cytoplasm. The coding region runs from base 1157 to 2179 and encodes 340 amino acids. The transcript has 10 exons. The record is from RefSeq and is a predicted model, not a curated record. Gene Ontology annotation, molecular function: signaling receptor complex adaptor activity; protein binding. NCBI's taxonomy places the organism in Eukaryota, Metazoa, Chordata, Mammalia, Carnivora, Canidae.